Molecule: messenger RNA, 1645 nt
Organism: Solenopsis invicta (red fire ant)
Lineage: Eukaryota; Metazoa; Arthropoda; Insecta; Hymenoptera; Formicidae
Product: multiple inositol polyphosphate phosphatase 1
Exons: 8
Coding region: 261-1538 (425 amino acids)
Molecular function (GO): inositol phosphate phosphatase activity; acid phosphatase activity
Source: RefSeq, a predicted model, not a curated record
AGUCACGCAGUUGCAGUCAGUUGCAGUGGUUGCAGUUGCAUUAUACACAGUGUUCGGGAAUGUUCGAGCAAUGUGUGUACUGCGUGGUGUGUACAACAUGACGAAAUUAUUACUGACAAGGUGCUUUUAUUAUAGAUAGAAAAAAAAUCAUUAUAUUAGAAUGUAUUAUGCCAAAUAAUUAAGAAAAAAAAAAAAUAUAUAUAUAUACGUUAAAUAUAUUUGUGAAUUGUGACAUGAUUGAGGCACUGUAAGGCUACAGAAUGCUUCGGAAAUUAUCUGCUGAGAUUCUUAUAUUUUGUAUGAUAAAUAUUUCUCUUGCUUCCGAUGUUUCCAAACGUAAUGAGAGUUACGAAUGUAGAUUAGGAUCGAAAACUCCUUAUAGAUGUGUAGCUAAUCAGGAUGAAUCAAUGUUGAAAUAUCCAGAUUGUGUGGAGAAAAAGAUAUGGUUAAUUCUGCGUCAUGGAACUCGAUAUCCUGGAAAGAAGUACAUGCCUCAUAUGGUAGAUGAUUUGCCAGAGUUACAACAUGUAAUAUUAAAGAAUUAUGCGAAUGGAGUAAUAAAUAUGUCAGCUGACGACGUAGCUCUGUUUAGGAAAUGGAAGUUAUCGUUUGCUCAAGGAAAUGCGAUGAAAUUGGCAGUAGAAGGAGAGAAUGAAAUGAUUGAUCUUGGAGAAAGAUAUCAGGCAAGGUUUCCAAUUCUGAUGCCAGAAGCUUUUAACAAUCAGACAUACAAAUUUAGAUUCACAGCCACACAACGUACAGAAGAGAGUGCAAGACACUUUGCUGUUGGUUUAUUUGGUUGGCAUAACAGCAAAAAUGUUUGGUAUCCAUUGCCAGUAUACAAAGAUCGAGUUAUAAGAUUUUACAAAGCUUGUCCUCGUUGGCGUCAAGAAAUUGACAAGAAUCCAGAUGCAAAGCGGGAGAUAACAAAAUUUCUGAAUAGCAAGAUUGUUAAAAAUAUGUUAAAUAAUGUUAAAAAGCGUAUUGGUCAUGAUAUUGAUUAUGAAACUGCUCAUUUAAUGCAUACAACGUGUGCUUUCGAAACCGCUUUAAAUCAAAGUAUAGUGUCUCCCUGGUGUAAAUUAUUCUCAUUAAAUGAUUUUAAAGUAAAAUUUAAAAUAAAAGUAUUUGAAUAUGCAGAAGAUCUAGAAUUCUUUUGGAUUGAUGGAUAUGGCUAUCCAUUAACUUAUGAGCAAGCAUGUGUUGCCUUGAAAGAUAUGUUUGAUUCCUUUGGAUCCAAUGAAGGACCAGUAACAACAGCUUAUUUUACACAUUCCGGUACUAUUUUAAAAUUAACAGCCUUACUUGGAUUAGCCAAAGAUACACAUCCAUUAGUGUACGACUCUUUCACAUUACGUAAAAAAGAACAUAAAAGAGCUUGGAGGAGCAGUGUUAUUGACACGUUUGCAUCUAACAUGGCAUUCGUUUUGUAUGAUCUUUUUUUAGUUGCGAAUAUUAUGGGCCCAGUGUUUUAUUCAUGCUUCAGGAACGACCAGUGUACUUACCAGGCUGUCCAAAAGAUAUGCCAUGUCCAUUAAAUACUAUGAAGGCAUUGUAUCCAGAUCUUGAUGAAGAAUGUCAAUUUGAUGCUAUGUGCCAUAUAACAAAAGCCGAGAAUUAAUAUAAAAAAAUAUUUUUGCAAUAA